Diceros bicornis minor is the source of this 697-nucleotide messenger RNA. It is a transcript of the gene CRABP1, whose product is annotated as cellular retinoic acid binding protein 1. Gene Ontology annotation, biological process: fatty acid transport. Bases 53 to 466 code for a protein of 137 amino acids. Gene Ontology annotation, cellular component: cytosol; nucleus. Gene Ontology annotation, molecular function: fatty acid binding. The transcript has 4 exons. The record is from RefSeq and is a predicted model, not a curated record. NCBI's taxonomy places the organism in Eukaryota, Metazoa, Chordata, Mammalia, Perissodactyla, Rhinocerotidae.
CAGCUCGGAGUGUGCCUGCCGCUGCCUUGCCGCCGCCGCCACCGCUGCCACCAUGCCCAACUUCGCCGGCACCUGGAAGAUGCGCAGCAGCGAGAAUUUUGACGAGCUACUCAAGGCGCUGGGUGUGAACGCCAUGCUGAGAAAAGUGGCUGUGGCUGCUGCAUCCAAGCCGCACGUGGAGAUCCGCCAGGAUGGAGAUCAGUUCUACAUCAAGACAUCCACCACAGUGCGCACCACUGAGAUCAACUUUAAGGUCGGAGAAGGCUUUGAGGAGGAGACAGUGGACGGACGCAAGUGCAAGAGUUUAGCCACUUGGGAGAAUGAGAACAAGAUCCACUGCACACAAACUCUCCUUGAGGGGGACGGCCCCAAAACCUACUGGACCCGCGAGCUGGCCAACGACGAGCUCAUCCUGACGUUUGGCGCCGACGACGUGGUCUGCACGAGAAUUUAUGUUCGGGAGUGAAGAUGGCCAGCUCGCUCCUGCUUUGGGGGUGGGAUGCAUGUUCCCCGAGGAAUCUCAUAGGUCUGAGCUGCCAGCGGACUUCCCCUUCCCGUGUAUCAACAUUAGGUGAUCCUGCUUUCCCCACGACAAUGUUGUAGUAUUUCCCCCGAGGCCUUCGUGCCUCUGUGUCCCUGGUGCUCUGUAGUUUGGUAUCUGCACGGUUUCAUUGAUCAUUAAACUGGUUGGACACGU